Messenger RNA from Protopolystoma xenopodis, 270 nucleotides. Lineage: Eukaryota; Metazoa; Platyhelminthes; Monogenea; Polystomatidea; Polystomatidae. The record is from the annotation of a GenBank genome assembly.
AUGGACCGAGACCAAUUUGCUGCUCUUGUUCGUGAAGUUGCAUCUCCGGAUGUAGGUAGAAUGGGCAUCGAAAUACUUAGUUUCACUAUUAAGGACGUUUACGACAAGGUAGAAUAUCUCAACUCUCUCGGCCGAGCUCAGACUGCCAAUGUCAAGCGUGAUGCUGACAUUGGUGUCGCUGAGGCUGAACGGGAUGCGGGCAUUAGAGUAUGUAAUUCCUUUUUUGUCUCGAUCUUAGAGUCUUUUUAUCAAGAGUAUCUUCCCAAAUAG